UUUUCAAAAGCACAGACCGUCAGGGUUAUGUUGCCGCCUAAAAGCAGGUGCGAUCACACUUGUUUGUGUCAUUUGCACCCGGUGUCCUGGUCCACUGCAGAAUGGCUGCAGAGAUUCAGUGAAGAGUUGAAGUGGAUCGAGCCUUUGGGCCAUCCAUCUUGGAACGUCAGAGCUCCCUUUGGGUUGACCGUCCCUUGUAGACUGUUCCCGCUGGACAUUUGUAAUGGUCACAAGGCAUCCCAGUGCUCCUGCCACUUGUUUCCUAGUCAACUACUUUUGGGUUUGCAAGAUCCCCACAUUGCCUCCGUUCAUGGCCCAGAGCUUUGCUAUACCACAAGCAACAUCAUUUUGUACCAUUACAACCGCACGGGGAGGAUGAACAACCGGAGACCCCAGGAGGACAAAAUGAGCGCUCUCAAGAUGGUCAUCAUCGCUGCCAGCUGUCUCAUCAUCCUGGAGAAUCUCCUGGUGCUGCUGGCCAUCGGCCGAAAAGUGAGAGCCCGCCGGUGGGUCUACUCUUGCUUGGCCAGCAUUACCCUCAGCGACCUGCUGGCUGGCAUCGCCUACUUGGUCAACCUCUGCUUGUCCGGGAGCCGGACUUUCCAGUUGACUCCCACCAUGUGGUUCCUCCGGGAGGGGAUUCUUUUCGUUGCCCUAGCUGCCUCCACUUUCAGUCUGUUGGUGACAGCCGUUGAACGCUACAGUGCCAUGGUGAGGCCCAUCGCGGAGAACGAGGCCAGCAAAACCGUCCGCUUGCGGAGCCUCAUCAUCUUCUGUUGGGCCUUGGCCAUCCUGAUUGGACUGCUCCCCUUGCUGGGUUGGAACUGUCUUUGCCACGUGAGCGGCUGCUCCACCCUGCUGCCUCUUUAUGCCAAGGACUACAUCCUCUUCACCGUAGUGAUCUUCAGCGUGGUCUUGGUGGGCGUCGUGGGGCUGUAUGCUUCCAUCUACUGCUGGGUCCACAGAAGCGCCCAGCAGGCAGUCUCAAGGUCCGGCCGCAAGAGGUCAUUGCGGUUGCUGAAGACCGUCUCGCUCAUCCUCUUUGCCUUCUUCGUCUGUUGGAUACCUCUCUUCGUCCUCCUGGUGAUCGACUACGCUUGGGCCAACGAGACGUGGCAGCUCCACAAAAUCUUUGGCUGGAUCUUGACGCUGGCGGUGACCAACUCCUUCAUCAAUCCCAUCAUCUACUCUUUAGGGAGCAAAGAGGUGAGGACAGCUGUUGCCGAGCUGGUUUGCUGUUGUUGCAUCAAGGCUGGGUGGCGUUGUUGGGUCGCCCCCGAUAUCCUCACGAACUCUUCCACGGCCACGGAGAGUUCGCUGAAGCUGCGGGAGAGCUUCCGUGGCCCGAUGGCCCAUGCCAGAAGAAGCCGAGAACCCCUUUCCAGUAAUUCCAGCAUGAUGAGCACUAUGGUGGCCGAUGAUGCUUCCGGACUCUUCUAGAAUCUUGACUUUUCUCCAACCCAAUGAAUCAUAGAAUUUAUAGAUGAAGAACCAAAUUCAGAGGUGAAUCAUAGAAUUAGUUUUUUUGUGGGUUUUUCAGGCUAUGUGGGCAUGUUCUAGAAGAGUUCAUUCCUGACUUUUUGCCUGCAUCUGUGGCUGGCAUCUUCAGAGAAUUCAUAGACUUUUCUCCACCCCAAAGGGCCACGCUAUGGAUUACAGUCUUGAUUCUUCUGCAUCGACCGUGUUACGUUCUGCACAAACUCUUGACUUCUCUGUGCCAUGUUCUGGACUAGGAUAUUAAGCAUCCUGAGAGGCAGCGUGGUUUAGUGGUUUGAGAUUUGGACUACAAGUCUGGAGACCAGGGUUUGAAUCCUAGUUCGGCCAUAUAGACCCACUUGGGUGACCUUAGGCAAGUCACACUCUCUUAGACUUGGAGGAUGGCAAUGGCAAACCCCCUCUGAAGAAAUUCGCCAAGAAAACUCCAUGGUAGGGUCUCCAUAAGUUGGAGGCACACAGCAACAACAGCAACAAAUGCUGAAGGGUGCGUUGUCGACUGGGAGGGCCACCAUGGCAUAGUGGUCUGAGCAUUGGACUAUGAUUCUGGAGACCAGGGUUCAAAUCAUGCUCCUCCUUGAAAUCGUGACUCCUCUCCAGAAUUGUGAAGCAGAAACUGAUCACUUCCCUGUCUUCUCCUCGACUAUAAUCUCUAUUCUUCAUCACUCUCAUCUAAAACUUUGAUACCCUGCAUUGUCCUACAGGUUUUCACUUUUCAGUAUCAUGCCAUGGACUAGAAGAAAUGCCACUCUUCAAUACCUUAAAUUUCAUCUCCUGGAGUAUCCACAUGCCCAAGAUGAUGGGCCUGCCUGCUUGAAUAUCCCUCCGACAACACCUGAACUGAGAACAACUACUGUAUAUACUCAUGUAUAAGUCUCUAAAUUUAGGUUAAAAGACUGACCCCCAAAACCUGACUCGACUUAUCCAUGGGUCGGUGUAAGGGCUGUAUCUUAACUCUUAUUUAAAACAAGGAACCACUUCCUGAUGGAAGGCAAGAGUAUAAUCUGUCCUGGAAGCAACGACCCUCUUUACUCUCUCAUCCAUCCAGCCUUAAAAGUAGGCACAAAGACUUAUGUCUGCUGGGAUUUUCUAAGUUCUUUGGCAUCGUUUUCCUUUGCUUCCUCCUUUGCUACAUGAACUUAAGUUUUGCCCUCAUAACAAAAUCCAUAAUUUUGGCCCCAAAAUUUGCUCUCGACUUAUACAUGAGGUCGACUUAUAGUCGGUUAUAUAGGGUACAUCUUAACAAAAUG
Messenger RNA from Sceloporus undulatus (fence lizard), 2744 nucleotides. RefSeq names its product sphingosine-1-phosphate receptor 4 (gene S1PR4). Gene Ontology annotation, cellular component: membrane. The record is from RefSeq and is a predicted model, not a curated record. NCBI's taxonomy places the organism in Eukaryota, Metazoa, Chordata, Lepidosauria, Squamata, Phrynosomatidae. The transcript is spliced from 3 exons. The coding region runs from base 28 to 1440 and encodes 470 amino acids. Gene Ontology annotation, biological process: G protein-coupled receptor signaling pathway. Gene Ontology annotation, molecular function: sphingosine-1-phosphate receptor activity.